AUGUUGGCAACCAAUAUUAAUGGUACACAGCAUGAUCAGACGAACCAAUCAGGGAUGACCGACAGCAGUUUGUCCACCAUGAUAGAAUUCAUUAGGCGGCUGAAUUUAUCCUACGGAAUUAUAAUAGUUUUCAUCGCUUUUUUUAUUAUUUUGGGAAAUACUUUGGUCUUGAUUGUGACCUGGAGAGAAAGAAGUCUUCGUCAACCAAGUAAAUAUUUUAUUGCUUUUCUGGCUGUGGCUGAUCUUCUCGUUGGUGUGUUGGUGAUACCAUUGCGAUUUUAUAAACUCCUUCUCGAUAUUGAAUCACUACGUACAAUGUCAAUUCAUCUGUGUCGCUUUUUAGUUUGGAUUGACACAUUUACCCUAUCAACAUCCAUUUACACGUUGACAUUCAUAAGUUUUGAUCGAUAUCUCAAAAUCAGCAAACCACUUCAAUAUAAAUCACGAAUGACAACUUCCAGAUCAGUAAAAAUAAUUUUCCUGAUUGUUUUCAUUUCAUCCUCCAUUGCCACGUACGCCGCCACUCCAUUUGCAGGCAGCAGUGGAAUUUUGGACGGCGGUGUCGGUCCUUGCCGUAUAAACAAUGUUAACGACCUGGAUAAAAUUAAAGUAUUUUACACUUUUUUUACAAUCAUUGCAUUUAUGCUUCCCACCAUAUUCAUAAUGAUUAUGUACGUUCUCAUUUUUCGUAUUGCUCAUAAACGACAGAAGAUGUUCUUAAAUGGGGAACUGGGUGAAAUAAACAAUCAGAACCGACAAGGUGCAUUUCGUCAAGAUUUAAAAGUGAUAAAAAUGCUGCUGCUUGUCGUUGGAGUUUUUAUAUGUUGCUGGUGUCCUUGGAUUAUAAUAGUAUUUCUUUCGAUUUAUUCAAGUGCAUUUGUUGUUACCUCACUAAACACCUUUUACUUCAUCUUAAUUUUCGGUUAUGCAAUGCGUGCGCUUCCAUUACUGAACAGCAUGUGCAAUCCAAUAAUUUACGCUUGUCUCGACCAAACAUACAGAGAAGCCUUUAAACGUCUUUUUGAACGAAUAAUUCAUCGGCCAGAUUCAAGCCGACAACAGCCACCAUUAGCGUUACGCCCAUCGAGAAGUUAA
Dendronephthya gigantea is the source of this 1095-nucleotide messenger RNA. RefSeq names its product octopamine receptor Oamb-like. NCBI's taxonomy places the organism in Eukaryota, Metazoa, Cnidaria, Anthozoa, Malacalcyonacea, Nephtheidae. Gene Ontology annotation, biological process: G protein-coupled receptor signaling pathway. Gene Ontology annotation, molecular function: trace-amine receptor activity. The coding region runs from base 1 to 1095 and encodes 364 amino acids. Gene Ontology annotation, cellular component: membrane. The record is from RefSeq and is a predicted model, not a curated record. The transcript has a single exon.